AUGUCUGCAGGCUUUCCCAUAGUUCAGGGCGGUGGCUCCUUGAUUCUUGCGUGGCAGAUCAAAGGAAAACAUGUUCUCGUGAUUGGCGGUGGUGAGGUCGCCGCCGGUCGAAUAUUCAACCUCCUCAAUGCGGAUGCUCGCGUCACCGUCAUCUGUCCCCGGCAGGGUCUCACUCCCGAGGUAGCUUAUCGGGUCGAUUCAGGCCAGAUAUGCCACACCGAUCGAAUCUUCCUUCCCUUAGACCUCGAACCCGAAAGAAACGUAUCGAUGGUUCUGACCGCCAUCGAUGAUCCCGAAGCUUCCACCCGUAUAUGGAAAUAUUGCAAGAAGCUGAAAGUGCCUGCAAACAUUGCAGAUGUGCCGCCAGAGUGCGACUUCUACUUUGGGAGCGUGCAUCGCGACGGACCUCUGCAAAUCAUGGUGUCAACCAACGGCAACGGGCCAAGACUGGCGGCGAGCAUCAGAAAGCAGAUUGGAGAUAUGCUACCCAAGGGCACCGGACAGUCGGUUGCGAAGGUGGGGCAAUUGAGGAGGAAACUGCGGGCAGUGGCGCCAGGCAAGGGGGUUGACAGCAUCAACAAGAGAAUGGGCUGGAUGAGUGAGGUAUGCGAUAGAUGGUCAACAGAGAAUUUCAACGAAAUGGACGAGGAAGAUAUGGAACGUCUAAUCCAGUCUUACGGUCCAGGUGUUGUGCCGAGCUUUGAAGAUGUGCGACUGAGAAGGCCAACAAACGUUGUAUGGGACUUCGAUGGCUCCUUUGGCUGGUUGUAA
Messenger RNA from Endocarpon pusillum Z07020, 771 nucleotides. RefSeq lists its product as uncharacterized. Lineage: Eukaryota; Fungi; Ascomycota; Eurotiomycetes; Verrucariales; Verrucariaceae. Gene Ontology annotation, biological process: siroheme biosynthetic process. Gene Ontology annotation, molecular function: protoporphyrin ferrochelatase activity; precorrin-2 dehydrogenase activity. The transcript has 2 exons. The coding region runs from base 1 to 771 and encodes 256 amino acids. The record is from RefSeq and is a predicted model, not a curated record.